Onthophagus taurus is the source of this 4303-nucleotide messenger RNA. Its product is annotated as rifampicin phosphotransferase. Gene Ontology annotation, molecular function: ATP binding; kinase activity. Gene Ontology annotation, biological process: phosphorylation. The record is from RefSeq and is a predicted model, not a curated record. Lineage: Eukaryota; Metazoa; Arthropoda; Insecta; Coleoptera; Scarabaeidae.
GUCCUUAAUUGAAAAGUUUUUAAAGUUAUGUAAUCGAGAAUAGUUCAAUUGUAGAGAUAAAUUAAGGUCGAAAAGGUCGCGUAUAUUUCAUUAUAACUUUAGCGUUGUAGAAUUUAUACGUGAAAACACGAAAAUUUAAUCUUAGAUUUUAUCGAAAAAUCAAAAAAAAUUAUUGAGAUUACUUAAUCUGAUAAGAAUGAAUGAGAUUUCUACGAGAGCCUUUAACAAACAUGAUUGAAGGUCUAGUAGUACUUUGCACACCUGCCAACAAUUAAACGUUGGUGUUACGGCGUGAUUUACUUACAAUUAUGCAAUGGAUUUUCUUUAUUUAGCUUAUUAUUUAUCACUUUUCGUGACGCCUUUAAUUUUGUAUGUAAUUAUUUUUGGAAAAAGGAGGAUAUCUUAUUAUAAUCGACCGACUUGGUAUUAUAACGUCAAAAAGAUUUUCGCAGCCCCAUCUAUUAAGCGAUUACAAGACGAAUAUAAAUACGUUAUUAAACGUUUAUCUGAGUUAGAUCAAGAAUUACCACAAAAAAAUUCAACUAAAUAUGAAUCCGAUAACUACAUCAUUUAUGGUGCUGAUACCGAUGGAAAUGUUCUAUCCAUCAUCCUCAACUUUAAACACACAUUACACAUGGAUGUUUCCAUUGAGUUUCGAAGUAAAUGCGGAAAAAAUUAUAAAUUACCAAAUGAACCUCUAAUUGAAAUUAAAAGUGUAAAUUCGCGCUGCUGGAGAGGGGCCGGGUUAAACAUUGAAAUUUUAAACCCUCUGAGACGAUUAAGGAUUACUUACAAUGGAAUUAUGAGAUGUAGUUCAUUUAAAAUGUCGAAACCAGAGUUGGAAUAUGUUAAUUUUCGAUUUUUUUGGAACGCAGGUUCUGAGCCGGUUUAUUAUCCCCAUGGUGUUAGCCCAGAUUUGUUAUCUGAUGCUGUAGCUAGGGAGCCGUGGAAAGAUGGGGAAUGGAUUAGAAUGUUAGGAAGUGAAUGCGGAUUUGAACAGUAUGGCGUACUACAGGGUCAUUUAUCGGCCACAUCUUUAGGAGACGAUUUGUAUUUAUAUUUGCCAAGUUGGAGGAGAAGAAUAUGGGGCCCAAGCGAUUGUUUAACGCUAAAAAGAGAUUUCCACGUUUUUGGAGUUUCACAUGAUGGGACUGUGUUUUGUGUCGGCGCUAAAAGUUAUCGAAUAGGAGCUACACAAUUAAGAUAUGGAACGGUUCUUUUAAAUAACGGAGAAGUAAUGAGUAUAACCUCUAGUGAUGUCUCCUUAGAACAUUUAGCCGAUAACAUGGAAAUUCCAAAUGUGUUUACAAUUCAUUUUAAAGUUAAUAAUAAAACGUUUAAAUGUGUCUCCCAUUUAAAUACAAAUAAAACUUCAACAACUCAAAACAACGCUGAGAGAGGUUAUGUUGUAAAAUCAACAAACAUUGAGUGUGACUUAAAUUCGGAUCAAGUAAAAGGAUUCGUUCGCUUUUGGUAUCGCCAAAACGGGCAAGAUUUGUCACUCCCCGAACCGCUUUUAGCACCCAAAUCGGUUAAAAACCCUCAAGAAAUUUUGGUACGAUCAUUAAUGAGUGUUGAAUGCCUCGAUGGGGCUUUAACUGGUGGAAAAGGAAAUUCGUUAGCUUUAUUAUCGACGAUCAUUUCAAACGAAUUCACAGUACCACCGGGUUUCGUUGUAACAACAACGUGUUUUCGAAAAUUUUUAGCGGAAAAUCUUAAUUUGACAGAGAGUAUUAAAACGUUAGAGGAGGUUUGUUGUGGGGUAAUCGAAGGGAACCCAGAGGAUGUUUGUAAAAAUACCGUUGAAUUAUUUAAGGACGCCAGAAUAUCCCCGGAAUUAACCAAAAUUUUAGAGGAUGAAAUCAAAGAAAUAAAAGACGAAUUUAGCUCAAAAGGUAGCGCGGAGUGGAGUUGGGCGGUUCGAUCGUCAGGAAUCGGGGAGGAUUCUGAUGAAUUAUCAGCUGCCGGCCAAAACGCCACCUUUUUAGGUUGCAAAACAACUGGUGAUGUUAUUAAAGCUAUUUGUGGGUGUUGGGGGUCUUUAUUUACUUAUCAAAGCGUCGAAUACCGGCGGCAACAUGGUUUAUUAAUUAACUCUGAUAUUGCAGUUGUUGUACAAAAAAUGAUCCCCUCUGAAUGUGCUGGCGUCUUAUUUACUUCACACCCAGCAACAGGGGAUCCAUCCCAAAUGGUUAUUACAUCAAAUUAUGGAUUGGGGGAGAGUGUUGUUUCUGCUUCUUGCGACCCAGAUACGAUUAUUUUGGCGAAAAGUAUUAAAGGUAAUGUGAAAGUGCUUGCGAGUACUGUUGGAACAAAAAAAACUCAAAUCACUUUGAGUGAAGUGCAAGAUAAAGACACGGAAGAGAAGGAGGUUGAUGAAAAAUUGGCUCAAGAAUUAAGUUUAGACGAAAAUCAAGCGUUAAAAUUGGGAAAAAUCGGAGUUUUCUUAGAGAGGGCAUUUGGAAAUCCUCGAGACAUCGAGUGGGCCUUUUAUAAUGGUGAGUUAUUUAUUCUUCAAUCAAGGCCGAUAACAACGUUAAAUACUUGGAAUGAAUGGGAACUCCAACACGAAUUUGACACUCCCGUUUUUUCCAAAGAUAACUUAUACUCUCGGGCGAACGUAGGGGAAGUUAUAAAAGGAGCUGUUUCACCGCUUACCCAAUCAAUUACUAUGCACGUAAUCGAUGUUUUGAUGCAAAUGAGUGCUUAUAAAGGGGAAUAUCAAGAUUUUUAUCGAAAAGGACUUACAAUUAAUUCCCAUGUUAUAUUUUUAAAUGUUUUAAACUUUAUGUAUAAUCGAGUAAAAGGAAAAAUUUUAAUGGAAAAUAAAGUAUCGGAUUUAGCAAUUUUUGGUCACCUGGUGUUAAACGAAAAAAUUUUAAAGACCGCGUUGAAACGUCAUGGAAAAAUGAAUUUUUACCAAACGAUGUCGUUGUAUUAUGAACAAUUCCAUACAAUUUUCGAGAACGAUUUCGUCGUUAAAAAGGCAAUCGAGUUCAAUCAAAUAUGGAAUAUAAAAUUGAAAUCGUCAGAUUCGGCGAAAUCGAUUCUUGAUAAAAUCGAUUUUAACCUUCAAAGUGUAGCGGUGGCAUCGGAGUACCAUUUACAUGUCACCCAAUCAAGCAUCGUAUAUCAAAUGAUUGCAAUGAUAGUUUUGGCCGAGAAGCACAACGAUUUUAACAAUGACCAUUACCACGAUAUCGCACUCCUUUUAGCUACGAAUUCCGGAGUGGAAUCAGCGGAAAUUCCCAUUAUUUUAGAAGGAAUCGCUGUGGAGAUUAGAAAAGAAGGUUUCGGGGAGGAAUUUGCUCGGUUAAAACCGGAGGAGGGGAUGAAAUGGUUAGAAGAGAAAAUGCCAAGUUGUAAAGUGAGGUUGGAAAAGUUUUUGACACUUCACGGACAUAGAGCUUUUAGAGAAUUUGAGUUGUACGAAAAUACUUGGGGGAUGAAACCGGAAAUUGUGAUUUCAAUGAUUCAAUCGAACUGUCUGAGUGAAACGACAACAAAAAAAGCUGUUGGGUUAACCGUAGAUGAAACAAUAUCUGCUUUAAUCUCUCCUUCGAAAAAUAUAACUAAAAAAAUUUUAAAAUUCAUUGUAAAAAAGUGUCGCAAAGCUGUAGCUCACCGAGAAACAACAAAAUCUGUUUUUAUCAAAACCAUCCAUAAAUUUCGCCUCGUUUUUAACGAACUUGGGAAAGCUAUGGUUAAAGAAAGCUUAAUUCCUGCUCAUGAUGUAGUCUUUUUCUUCACAAUCGAGGAGUUACGAGAUCAUAUUAAAGAACGAAAUCCAAUUUUAGUCUCAAAGGCAAUAAGAAGAAGGAAACUGUACGAAAAAUGGAACUCGCUUCAUUUCCCUGAAUUAAUUUACGGUGUUCCAAUUCCAGAACAACAAUCCGUUGCAUUUAAACGAACAGAGAAUAAUUUAAAAAUUCAUGGAACACCAGUUUGUAAAGGAAACAUCGUUGGGCGAGCUUGCGUUAUAACCGAUAUUAAGGAGAUUAAUUUGGUGCAAUCCGGAGAUAUUUUGAUCACUUUUAGCACAGAUAUAGCAUGGUCUCCAUAUUUUCCAAUUCUUUCUGGGGUUGUCACAGAAAUCGGAGGAUUAAUAUCACACGGUGCUGUCGUUGCUCGUGAAUAUGGACUUCCGUGCGUUGUUGGGGCACAAAACGCAACCAAAUAUUUUAAAACGGGGGAUAAAAUUUUAUUAGAUGGUAAAACUGGGGUUAUUGAAUUAGUUGAAUAAACUUAUUUUAUGUAUUAAAUAUAUUUUUUUUAAAUAAAUCAUUUUUUAAAUAGCUAUUAA